CAGACAUUGAAGGUCAUGCUGCCAGGUGCUGUUACCUGUGCCAGCCAGCACGGUUGGUUUGGUCCUUUGGGCUGGUUGCAACCAGGCAAGAGGAAAACACCAGUAAGUCCAGGGAAGAAAGCACCAGUAAGUCCAGGAGAGAGCUUUGUCCAGCUGCACAUUUGCUGUGCAUCUGUGGCCGGCCUGCCUGCUGGAGGUCCUCUGCUCUGCCAGCGCCUGUGCAGAGGUGUCCCCAUCUUGCCAAGGUUAGUGGAUGACAGAUGUGUGGUUCAGCCGGACGCGGGUGACCUUGCCAACCCUCCCAAGAAGUUCAGAGACUGCCUUUUCAAGGUGUGUCCUAUGAACCGAUAUUCAGCCCAGAAGCAGUACUGGAAAGCCAAACAAGCCAAACAAGGAAACCAUACAGAAGCAGCACUGCUGAAGAAACUUCAACAUGCAGCAGAACUGGAACAAAAGCAGAAUGAAAGCGAGAACAGAAAGCUGUUGGGCGAAAUUGUAAAAUAUAGCAAUGUCAUACAGCUACUGCACAUAAAAAGUAACAAGUACCUCACAGUCAAUAAGAGAUUACCAGCUCUGCUAGAGAAGAAUGCUAUGCGAGUGUCUCUGGAUGCUGCAGGGAAUGAGGGAUCCUGGUUUUAUAUACAGCCAUUCUGGAAACUAAGGAGUGAAGGUGACAAUGUUGUUGUGGGAGAUAAAGUUGUACUGAUGCCAGUCAAUGCAGGGCAGCCUCUGCAUGCUAGCAACAUUGAACUUCUAGAUAACCCUGGCUGCAAAGAGGUAAAUGCUGUCAACUGUAACACAAGCUGGAAGAUAACAUUGUUCAUGAAAUUCAGUAGUUACCGAGAUGAUGUACUGAAAGGAGGAGAUGUUGUUAGGUUGUUUCAUGCAGAGCAAGAGAAGUUUCUGACCUGUGACGAAUAUGAGAAGAAACAGCAUAUUUUCCUUCGUACUACGUUGCGUCAGUCAGCCACCUCUGCAACAAGUUCUAAGGCACUGUGGGAGAUAGAGGUUGUCCAUCAUGAUCCUUGCCGGGGAGGAGCAGGACAGUGGAAUAGUUUGUUUAGAUUUAAGCACUUGGCAACUGGAAACUACUUAGCUGCAGAGCUUAACCCACACUAUCCGGAAGGUAAUAAUGAAGGAAAAGCUUUGCAGAGAGAUGGUGACCUUCCUGCUUCAAAGAAGAAACGCCAGGCAGGGGAGAAGAUUAUGUAUACUUUGGUCUCUGUGCCACAUGGAAAUGACAUCGCAUCUCUCUUUGAACUGGAUGCCACCACUCUUCAGAGAGCUGACUGCCUGGUUCCAAGGAACUCCUAUGUCCGACUGAGGCAUUUAUGCACCAAUACUUGGGUUACUAGUACUAGCAUCCCAAUAGACACCAAUGAAGAAAGGCCUGUAAUGUUAAAGAUUGGGACGUGCCAAACAAAAGAGGACAAGGAAGCUUUUGCCAUUGUAUCAGUUCCUCUGUCUGAGGUCAGAGACUUGGACUUUGCCAAUGAUGCGAACAAGGUCUUAGCGUCAACUGUUAAAAAGCUGGAGAAUGGAACAAUAACCCAGAAUGAAAGGAGAUUUGUCACCAAGUUAUUAGAAGAUCUGAUUUUCUUUGUGUCUGAUGUGCCUAACAAUGGGCAGGAAGUUUUGGAUGUGGUCAUUACUAAGCCUAACCGGGAACGACAAAAAUUAAUGCGGGAACAAAAUAUAUUGGCACAGAUAUUUGGGAUCCUCAAAGCUCCUUUUAAGGACAAAGGUGAAGGAUCAAUGCUGAGACUUGAAGACCUAGGUGACCAGAGAUAUGCCCCAUACAAAUACAUGUUAAGGCUAUGUUACAGAGUUCUCAGACAUUCCCAGCAGGACUAUAGGAAGAACCAGGAAUAUAUUGCUAAGAACUUCUGCGUCAUGCAGUCCCAGAUUGGUUAUGAUAUUUUGGCAGAAGACACCAUCACAGCUUUGCUGCACAACAACAGAAAACUGCUAGAGAAACACAUCACGGCUAAAGAAAUAGAGACCUUUGUUAAUUUACUCAGGAGAAAUCGAGAGCCAAGGUUCCUGGAUUAUUUAUCAGACCUGUGUGUAUCUAACACCACAGCAAUACCAGUAACUCAGGAACUCAUCUGCAAGUUUAUGCUGAGCCCAGGAAAUGCUGACAUUCUCAUUCAGACGAAGCUGAUUUCAACACAAAUGGACAAUCCCUUAGAAUGCCCAGUCAUCUCAGAUGACAUUGAUGAAGAGGAAGUGUGGCUUUACUGGAUUGACAGUAACAAGGAACCUCAUGGCAAGGCCAUCAGACACCUGGCUCAGGAGGCAAAGGAGGGCACAAAAGUUGAUUUAGAAGUUCUUACCUACUACAGGUACCAACUGAACCUCUUUGCAAGAAUGUGCCUGGACCGCCAGUAUCUAGCCAUCAACCAGAUUUCUGCACAGCUAUCAGUAGACUUGAUCCUACGAUGUAUGUCCGAUGAAAGUCUUCCUUAUGACCUCCGGGCUUCUUUUUGCCGGUUGAUGCUUCACAUGCAUGUGGACAGAGAUCCUCAGGAAUCAGUGGUACCUGUCAGAUACGCCAGACUGUGGACUGAAAUUCCUACCAAGAUCACAAUUCAUGAGUAUGAUUCUUUCACAGAUUCUUCAAGGAAUGAAAUGAAGAGGAAAUUUGCACUAACUAUGGAAUUUGUAGAAGAGUACUUGAAAGAAGUUGUAAAUCAGCCUUUUCCUUUUGGUGACAAAGAGAAAAAUAAACUUACAUUUGAGGUGGUACAUCUGGCUCGAAACCUCAUAUACUUUGGCUUUUAUAGUUUUAGUGAGCUUCUCAGGCUGACCCGGACACUGCUGGCAAUUCUAGAUAUUGUUCAAGUUCCUAUGUCAUCAUACUUUGAAAGGCUGAGCAAGUUUCAGGAUGGAGGAAACAAUGUUAUGAGAACCAUCCAUGGUGUAGGAGAGAUGAUGACCCAAAUGGUACUAAGCAGAGGAUCUAUAUUUCCCAUCAGUGUCCCUGAUGUACAGCCAAGCAUUCACCCAAGCAAGCAAGCCAGCACCUCCGAGAAUGAAGAUGUGAUUGUAAUGGACACCAAAUUGAAAAUCAUUGAGAUUUUACAGUUUAUUCUCAGUGUUAGACUGGACUACAGAAUAUCCUAUAUGCUGUCUAUCUAUAAGAGAGAGUUUGGCGAAAACAAUGAGAACGUCGAUAGCUCUACAGCCUCACCGCCUGACACAUCAGGGAUUCCCUCAGCAAUUGUUCCUGACAUAGAUGAAAUUGCAGCUCAGGCUGAAACCAUGUUUGCUGGCAGAAAAGAAAAGAAUGCGGUUCAGCUUGAUGAUGAAGGGGGCAGAACUUUUUUACGAGUCCUCAUUCAUCUCAUCAUGCAUGACUACCCUCCUUUGCUCUCAGGUGCUCUGCAUCUACUAUUUAAGCACUUCAGCCAGCGAGCAGAAGUUCUGCAAGCAUUUAAACAGGUUCAGUUGCUGGUCUCUAAUCAAGAUGUUGAUAACUACAAGCAAAUCAAGGCUGAUCUUGAUCAACUGCGUCUGACUGUAGAAAAAUCGGAACUGUGGGUUGAAAAAAGCAGUAAUUAUGAGAGUGGAGAAGGGGGCGAUAAUCAAACCAAAGGGGGAGAAGAGCCAAUAGAGGAGCCAAAUAUUUUGAGUCCAAUACAGGAUGGAACCAAAAAACCCCAGAUAGACAGCAAUAAAAGCAAUAACUACAUCAUUGUUAAAGAGAUUUUGAUUCGACUCAGUAAACUUUGUGUUCAAAAUAAAAAGUGUCGAAAUCAGCAGCAGCGAUUGCUGAAGAAUAUGGGUGCCCACUUGGUAGUCUUGGACCUUCUGCAGAUACCCUAUGAAAAGAGCGAUGAAAAGAUGAAUGAAGUUAUGAAUUUAGCCCACACUUUUCUUCAGAAUUUCUGCCGAGGAAAUCCUCAGAAUCAAGUUCUCCUCCAUAAAAAUCUCAAUUUAUUCUUAACUCCAGGGCUUCUGGAAGCUGAAACCAUGCGGCAUAUCUUCAUGAAUAAUUACCUUCUUUGUAAUGAAAUUAGUGAGAGGGUGGUACAGCACUUUGUACACUGUAUUGAGACCCAUGGCCGUCAUGUGGAAUACCUGCGUUUCCUGCAGACCAUUGUAAAAGCAGAUGGCAAAUAUGUGAAAAAAUGCCAGGACAUGGUAAUGACCGAGCUGAUAAAUGGCGGUGAAGAUGUGCUGAUAUUCUACAAUGAUAGAGCAUCAUUUCCAGUCCUACUCCAAAUGAUGUGUUCAGAGCGAGAUCGAGCAGAUGAGAGUGGACCCUUAGCGUAUCACAUCACUCUAGUGGAAUUGCUAGCAGCUUGUACAGAAGGAAAGAAUGUAUAUACAGAGAUCAAGUGCAAUUCACUUCUGCCACUGGAUGAUAUAGUGAGAGUGGUGACCCAUGAUGACUGCAUACCUGAGGUGAAAAUUGCCUAUGUUAAUUUUGUUAACCACUGUUAUGUGGACACCGAAGUGGAAAUGAAAGAAAUCUAUGCCAGCAACCAUAUUUGGAAGUUAUUUGAGAACUUCCUAGUUGAUAUGGCACGGGUUUGUAACACAACCACGGAUCGUAAACACGCAGACACAUCUCUGGAGAAAUACGUCACUGAGCCUGUAAUGAACAUUGUGAGUGGCUUCUUCAAUUCUCCGUUUUCAGAUAACAGCACCAGCCUCCAGACACAUCAGCCUGUUUUUAUUCAGCUACUGCAGUCUGCUUUUAGAAUUUACAACUGUACGUGGCCAAACCCAACUCAGAAAGCCUCAGUGGAGUCAUGUAUCAAAACUUUGGCUGAAGUGGCGAAGAACCGUGGGAUUGCAAUUCCGGUGGAUUUGGACAGCCAAGUCAACACCUUGUUCAUGAAGAGUCACUCUAACAUGGUGCAGAGGGCAGCCAUGGGGUGGAGAAUGUCAGCCCGCAGCGGACCACGUUUUAAAGAAGCUCUUGGUGGGCCUGCCUGGGAUUAUAGGAACAUAAUAGAAAAACUACAGGAUGUAGUCUCCUCCUUGGAGCAGCAGUUCACUCCCAUGAUGCAGGCUGAAUUCUCAGUGCUGGUUGAUGUGCUGUACAGUCCAGAGCUGCUUUUUCCUGAAGGGAGUGAUGCCAGAAUAAGAUGUGGUGCUUUCAUGUCCAAGUUGAUUAAUCACACAAAGAAGCUGAUGGAGAAAGAAGAAAAGCUCUGCAUUAAAAUUCUUCAGACAUUACGAGAAAUGCUUGACAAGAAAACUAACUUUGCGGAAGAGGUUGCACUGCACUGGUUUUUGGAUCUAAUACAAAUAGACUUGUUAUACUUCAUGUUCUCUUUUAAACACAUGAGGAUUGCCAAAGAGGAUCAGACCAGAGGAUUAGAGUGCUGUCUCUCUGUGUGGCCAUCACCAGAUGCUUCAGAAGAAAGUCUAAGAAUCCCCACUGGCAACACUUUAAGGAAAAUACUCCUGUAUCGCUACUUUAAAGGAGAAUAUGGAAGUGGUAUGAAUGGGCCUCUGUCUACCAGCUACAGCAAAACUGCACAAGUGGGAGGUGGAUUUGUAGGACAAGACUCAGAUAAAUCUGGAGUAUCCAUGUUUGAUAUUCAGUGCCUUCUGGAUAAAGAAGGUGCAUCAGAACUUGUCAUAGAUGUUAUAGUCAGCACCAAAAAUGACAGAAUUUUCUCAGAAGGCAUUUUGCUUGGUAUUGCAUUGCUUGAAGGCGGAAAUGCACAAACACAGUAUUCAACAUACCAGCAACUGAAGGAGCAAAAAAAGUCAGAAAAAUUCUUUAAAGUCCUGUAUGACCGCAUGAAAGCUGCUCAGCAAGAGAUACGAUCAACAGUGACAGUGAACACUAUUGAUUUGGGGAGCAAAAAGAAAGAUGAUGAUAGUGACCUUACCGUAUCUGUACCCAAAAAGAGAGUGAAGGAUUCAACACUGCAUCUGAAAGAGGGUAUGAAAGUUCAGUUAACAGAAGCAUCUUCUGCAACAUCCAAGGCUUACUCUGUAUAUAGAAGAGAAAUGGACCCAGAAAUAGAUCUUAUGGGCUCAGGAACAGAUGCUGCAAAUGCAGAAGAAAAGACCACAGAAGAAGCAAUAAUGAGUCCUGCUAUUGCAAUCAUGCAGCCAAUACUGAGAUUUCUCCAGCUGUUGUGUGAGAACCACAACCGAGAGCUCCAGAAUUUUUUAAGACAUCAGAACAAUAAAACAAAUUACAACCUUGUUUGUGAGACCCUUCAGUUUUUGGACUGUAUCUGUGGAAGCACGACAGGUGGACUAGGCUUACUGGGGCUUUACAUCAAUGAGAGGAACGUAGCUCUCGUGAACCAGACAUUGGAAAGCUUGACUGAGUAUUGCCAAGGUCCAUGCCAUGAAAAUCAGACCUGCAUAGCUACCCAUGAAUCGAACGGGAUUGAUAUUAUAAUUGCACUCAUCUUGAAUGACAUAAACCCUCUGGGCAAAUACUGUAUGGACUUGGUGCUUCAGCUAAAGAAUAAUGCCUCCAAGCUUUUGCUGGCUAUUAUGGAAAGCAGGCAAGACAGUGAGAAUGCGGAAAGAAUCCUUUUCAACAUGAGACCAAGGGAACUGGUGGAUGUGAUGAAGAAUGCAUAUAACCAAGGCCUAGAAUGUGACCAUGAGGAAGAAAAUGGAGAUGAUGGCAUCUCCCCAAAAGAUGUUGGCCAUAAUAUUUAUAUUUUGGCACAUCAGUUGGCUCGUCACAAUAAAACAUUGCAACAGAUGCUGAAGCCAGGGUCAGAUCCAGAUGAAGGAGAUGAAGCCUUGAGCUAUUACGCCAAUCAUACAGCACAGAUAGAGAUUGUUCGUCAUGAUAGAUCAAUGGAACAGAUUGUCUUCCCUGUCCCCAAUAUUUGUGAAUUUCUCACUCGGGAAUCCAAAAGUCGAGUAUUCAAUACAACAGAGAGAGAUGAACAAGGGAGCAAAGUCAAUGACUUUUUCCAACAGACAGAAGAUCUGUACAAUGAGAUGAAAUGGCAAAAGAAAAUUAGGAAUAAUCCACUCCUGUUUUGGUUCUCUAGACACAUCUCUCUCUGGGGAAGCAUUUCCUUCAACCUUGCUGUAUUCAUCAACUUAGCAGUUGCUCUGUUCUAUCCCUUUGGAGAUGAUGGAGAUGAAGGCACGCUUUCUCCAUUGAUUUCAGUCCUCCUCUGGAUAGCGGUGGCACUUUGUACAGCAAUGCUGUUUUUCAUCUCCAAGCCUGUUGGCAUUCGACCCUUUUUGGUGUCUGUUAUUCUCAGGUCUAUAUAUACUAUAGGGCUCGGUCCCACCUUGAUUCUUCUCGGUGCUGCUAAUCUUUGCAACAAAAUAGUGUUUCUGGUGAGCUUUGUUGGAAACCGGGGAACAUUUACUCGUGGCUACAGGGCGGUCGUCAUGGACAUGGCUUUUCUCUAUCACGUAGCAUAUGUCCUGGUCUGCAUGCUGGGCCUCUGUGUGCAUGAAUUCUUCUACAGUUUCCUGCUGUUUGAUCUAGUGUACAGAGAGGAGACUUUGCUAAAUGUGAUAAAAAGCGUUACCCGGAAUGGUCGUUCCAUUAUCCUCACUGCAGUGCUAGCACUCAUCCUGGUUUAUCUCUUCUCCAUCAUUGGGUUCCUCUUCCUGAAGGAUGACUUUAUCAUGGAGGUCGACAGGUUGAAAAUCAGGACCCCUGUUGCAGGUAUUGGUGAAGUCCCCACUACAACCCUCACAUCAAUGAUGGGAGCCUGCGCAAAAGAGAAUUGUUCCAAAAGCAUCCCUAUUAUAAACCCAGGUGAGGAAGAGGAGGAUGGAAUUGAAAGGACCUGUGACACCCUGCUCAUGUGCAUUGUGACAGUAUUAAACCAGGGCCUGAGAAAUGGUGGUGGUGUGGGAGACGUGCUCAGAAAGCCGUCCAAAGAUGAGCCCUUAUUUGCUGCUCGAGUUGUUUAUGAUCUUCUGUUUUAUUUCAUUGUCAUAAUUAUUGUUCUAAACCUAAUCUUUGGAGUCAUCAUUGAUACCUUUGCUGAUCUCAGGAGCGAAAAACAGAAAAAGGAGGAAAUACUGAAGACAACAUGUUUCAUCUGUGGACUGGAGAGAGACAAAUUCGAUAACAAGACAGUUUCAUUUGAGGAGCAUAUAAAGUCAGAACACAACAUGUGGCAUUAUUUGUACUUUAUAGUUCUUGUCAAAGUGAAAGAUCCAACAGAAUACACUGGUCCAGAGAGCUAUGUGGCACAAAUGAUUGUGGAGAAGAAUUUGGACUGGUUCCCUCGGAUGAGAGCCAUGUCCCUGGUCAGCAAUGAAGGUGACAGCGAGCAAAAUGAAAUCAGGAACCUGCAGGAGAGGCUGGAGUCAACCAUGAGCCUUGUGAAGCAGCUCUCCAGCCAGCUGGCUGAGCUGAAGGAGCAGAUGACAGAACAAAGGAAGAAUAAGCAGAGGCUGGGCUUUCUUGGAUCAAACACACCCCAUGUGAAUCAUCACAUGCCACCACCCUGAUACCAUGGGGAGAAGCCGUGACUGGCCUUUCAUCAGUAUUCCUGCUUUAUUACUGAAUAAAAAACUGAGAUUGAGAGGAGUGAACAGUGCCUAUUGUUACGAAGUUAAAAACAACCAAGUGCCGAGAUGUUAAGUGGUUUAGCUCUGGGAACAAUUUGUAGCUGUUUUUCAUGGUUGAAAGGGACCUAGAACGCAAGUGAUACAAGGCAGUCCGUUUGUAUUCAUUCAGGGGCCCCAACUCGCUGCGUUUGUGCUCUGCGACUCAGUGGCUUCGGCGGCGGCUGCUGCCUGCAAGGGAGUCAGGGCAGUGCCCGGCCGCAUCCCUUGCGCUGCCUUCAGCUUUCUCCGUAAAGUGCCAACAAAACCAAGAGGAGCCGAAGCAGGAGAAAUGUUUAUUAGCGCAAAUGCAGUACAGCCUGGUUCAGAAUCAAUAGAAGCCGCUCCUUGUCUUAUUUGUCAGAUAGCAACAUUAGUCAUUUUUGCUUGGCAUCUACUAUUUUUUAAUUACCGUAAAUAUGUCAGUUGGGUAAGCAAUAUUGUUGCUUCAAGUAAUUCUACUAGGAGGGAAAGGGGAGAAACCUCAAAAGACUGGGAGAAAAAAGAAAGAAAAAAGAGAAAAAAAGUUGCAAAGAGAAACAUUAACGCUUUUGAAUUUUAGCUGUCACCAUGCAAUUUCUUAUUUAUAACAUGGAGCACAAUGGAUCUACAGCUGUGGGAAUGUUAUGCACAUAAUACUGACAACAUAACUGGAAGUGAUUUCUUUCUACUGGAUUCAGAUGUUCUCGAUUAAUGUGGCCCUGAGACUUCACAUACCGAGGAGUUAAAUUGCGCUUAAAAUUCAAGUUCCAAUGGAGGAUUCAGGAAAAACAUGAGAUCUGUAGUUUGAAGUGUGCAUGUGUGUAUUGUUUAAUUUUUUUUUUUUUAAAGCUUAAAAAUGCCUUUCUACAUGGAGCUGUAAUGGUGUCGCUACCUUCCACAAACACACUGUCAGCGAGAGGUGACCUUAGUAAAUCAGCGCCGUAUUCUGCCAGUUUUCUUCUGAGCAGAGUAGCAUGGGCUUAACCUUCCUCUGUCAGCCCUUCCUCGCUGGAGGGGCUUGCAGGACCAGUGCAGGUGAUGGAGCACAGCAGUGAUGCCAGAAGAGCACAGGAUUGGAUGCGGCACAGCAGUGAUGCUGGAGGAGCUCUCUUCCAGUACUGGGCUCUAGGAAGGGCAGCAGCCAAACCAUCUGUGCAGGUUUCUGAUGUAUUCUCAGCUUCCUGAGAUGGUUUUAGAAGAGAAGUUGCUGGGUAUCUGCAGAGCCUUGAGGCUUUUAGGUGAAGAUUUUCAGGGCACAAAUCGGAGCUGUGGUCCCAGUUCACUUUCAUCUUCAGAGGAUUUUGGAUCCCUGGUUGUCUUUGGUUGCAUUGGAAAUCGUCUCCAAUUAAAGUGGAGUCACUUUCUAAACCAAAAUAUUUUUGCAAUAAUUUUCCCCUAUAAUAUUUCAAUUUUGUUACAGAAGCCAUUUUGAUUGAGGGUGGAAAUACUGUUGACUCCAGUAUUUUUAGUAUCUCACUGAAAAAAUACUGUCUUGUUAUUAAGACACAAUUCAAACCAGCAGACCCAGAAUGAAAGGAAGGGAGGAGCAUUUCCCUCCCUUCAUCCCAAAUCCAAGCCUGUUCUUGGAACCCCUUUCUUUUUUUGUAUCAGUGAGGUGAAUGGGAUAAAAAUAAUGUACUAUAGGGUCUGAUCCUUCUACUGCCAGCACAUUUCACUCUGGCUUCUGCUGGGUCCCAGAAACCAUGACCCAGACAGCGCUCUGCCUUCAUGUGCUGAGGUGAGGAGCAGGUGGCAGUUAUAAGAACCAGAACCAGGGCAGAAGAAAUGAAGGGUGAGAAACUAAACCCUCGACAGCUCCUCUGCCACUGUGGUGCUUCCCAACCAGCUGUGCAAGAAGAGAGCUCAAAGCAGAAUACAGAAGCGCAGUUGUCCUCAGCAGACAACUGCGAUCUUUUAGGAAUAAGCCAUGGAGUGUGCCUUCAUGUGACUGAGGCCUUGAUGCUGCUGCUGCAACUGCGCUGUGCUGGUGAAACCCCUCAGUGAGGCUGGCUGGCUGUGGGGACAGGCUCCACGUAGCAAUUAGCGUCCAGCACGGAGCGACUUACAGUGACUUUAUUCUGGGAGCUUGCCUCAACCACACGCCGUGCUGUAGCCAACUCCUGUGUAAAGUAAGGCCAGGUCAGCCUCUCUGACUGGGCCUAUUGUAAAGCACAAAGCCAAAGGAGUUCUGCAAAACGUCAAGUCAGUGGUGAGGUUGUGGAGAAUCAGGCCCUGCAGCCAUAUUGAUUCAAAUUAGUUUGUGCAGUUCAUCAGUUUGUUACAGCCUGUGUUUCUUCUUCCCCACACACACAUACAGAUGUUGUAGGUGUAGAGCACGGUUUAUUGGAACAAAGGUGAAUUAUUUGCUGCUUACUGACGGGUUGGCUACAGCUGGACGUGGUUUACACUUUUGCUGUUUAUGCUUGGAAAAUCAGUGGAACCGCAGUGCAUCACAGGAGGUCUGUGCUGCUUGAGCUGCAGCUCAACAUGCCUAUGCCUUGAGCUCGUGCCUGCAGUGACACAUGGGCAGUCCUCUGCCCUGUGCCCUGACCAACAUCCACCAGUUCCGGAGCCUGAGGGGGAGCAAACUCUUCAAAAACUAGGAACUAAUAGAUGCCAAUUAGCCUUUGCCACAGUGCCUGUCCUCUCUUUAUAGCUUCAGAGAGAGACUUCUGUAAGUGAUGGAAGUAAGUGAUGGUGCUUGCACAGAUGGUAAAUAUAUUUCACUGAGCAUUUUGAUGUUCUUGCUGAUUCUGCCAAAGCUUAGGCCUGUCCUGCAGCUCUCAUCCAUGUGAGCAGUCUGUACCUAAACAGAAGGCUUCUUACGUGAACAGCAGUUGCAGGGCCAGAGCUCAAGUCUUAAGGAUUGUGAAAUACCCCCCGUCAGAGAGUUUAUAACAAGGGAAAAGUUCAUUGUUUUAUACAUAUAUUUAUAUGUGUAUUUUUGUUUAGUGCAGCAGGGGUAUCCUCUUAGGCAAGCAUCAUCACUUGCAUAUCCUGUUUAUAUGAAAUGAUUGCAAAGAAGUUAAAACAUCUAAGAGCUUUUAAUGCCUUAGAGGGAUUUACAAUUAUAAGCUCCUUGACAGUUAAAAUCUACUUAAGUAAACAUGUCCAUUGAUGCUGAAUGUAACUUUUAAUAAAGUGUGUCAUUUUAUGUA
Messenger RNA from Numida meleagris (helmeted guineafowl), 11660 nucleotides. It is a transcript of the gene ITPR2, whose product is annotated as inositol 1,4,5-trisphosphate receptor type 2. The coding region runs from base 16 to 8424 and encodes 2802 amino acids. Gene Ontology annotation, molecular function: inositol 1,4,5-trisphosphate-gated calcium channel activity; inositol 1,4,5 trisphosphate binding. Gene Ontology annotation, biological process: calcium ion transmembrane transport. Gene Ontology annotation, cellular component: membrane; endoplasmic reticulum. The record is from RefSeq and is a predicted model, not a curated record. The transcript is spliced from 58 exons. Lineage: Eukaryota; Metazoa; Chordata; Aves; Galliformes; Numididae.